Molecule: messenger RNA, 1839 nt
Organism: Cannabis sativa
Lineage: Eukaryota; Viridiplantae; Streptophyta; Magnoliopsida; Rosales; Cannabaceae
Exons: 5
Coding region: 494-1375 (293 amino acids)
Source: RefSeq, a predicted model, not a curated record
UAUAUAAUUUAUAUUCAUCAAAAUAAAUUAUGAGAAAUUGAGAGCUUUGUUCUUCUCCAGGAAGAGGUCCAGCUCAUCCCGGUUAGAUCGGAUCUAUUGUUCAGCCACUUUUCUUUUCUUCCUUUAAUUUCAUCUGACGCCACUAGUUUUUCCCUUUCUAUCAUCCCAAGUUUUUUUUUCCUUUUUUAUUUUUAUUUUAAUUAUAUAUAAAUAAAUAAAAUAAAAUAAAAAAUAAAUAAAAAGACCCAUGUUUUAUUCAUCAUCAAAAUCCAUUGUCUGACCAAGAAAAAAACAAACCGAAACGAACAAAAACAGAAAAACCAAAAAAAAAAAAUAAAUUAAAAAAACAAAAAAUUCUUUGUUCUAUUACUACACACCUCUCUUUUAAGAUUUUCUUUUGUAUAUGCCUGAGAUUGAGGUUGAGGUUGAGUCAGAGCCAUUUUUGGUUGUUGGGUAAGUUCUUAUAGCUAAAAAGAAAGUAUUUUUAUUAACAAUGGGGAACGUGACGGCCGGUGUGGCUGCGAAAUUCGCCUUCUUUCCGCCGGACCCGGCGACGUACGAUGUUUUCCGGGAAGAGGAUGGAAGAUUGGUGUUUUCCGGUGUGACCGCGGAUAAGAACGUGGACGUCCAUUUGGUUGAGACGAAAGGCGGGAAUAAGAUUGUUGCUACUUUCUGGAAACACCCAUUUGCAAGGUUUACUCUUCUUUACUCCCAUGGCAACGCCGCUGACUUGGGUCAGAUGCAUGAGCUUUUCAUCGAGCUCAGGGCUCACCUUCGUGUCAACAUUAUGAGUUAUGAUUAUUCAGGAUAUGGAGCAUCCACUGGCAAGCCGUCCGAGUUCAAUACUUACUAUGACAUAGAAGCUGUGUAUAACUGUUUGAAGAAUGAAUAUGGUGUUAGGCAAGAGGAUUUGAUUUUGUAUGGUCAAUCUGUUGGAAGCGGACCGACCCUGCACUUGGCUUCUCGGUUACAGAAGUUGAGAGGGGUAGUUCUUCAUAGCGCAAUCCUUUCGGGUAUUCGAGUCUUGUAUCCUGUCAAAAUGACAUUCUGGUUCGACAUUUUCAAAAACAUAGACAAAAUACCAAAAGUCAACUGCCCAGUUUUAGUUAUACAUGGGACGAAUGAUGACAUUGUCGAUUGGUCCCACGGAAAGCGUUUAUGGGAACUGUCUAAGGAAAAAUAUGACCCCUUAUGGGUUAAGGGUGGUGGUCACUGCAACCUUGAAACUUAUCCAGAGUACAUUAAGCACUUGCGCAAGUUCAUAAACGCAAUGGAGAAGCACAACUUGACAAAGCAAACAAAGAAACAACUCACUACUAACACAAGUAUCACAGAAGUCAAACAUAACAAGUGCUUAAGAUUUGGGAAAAGAUAGCCGUCUCUGAUUGAUUGAUUGAUUGAUUGAUUGUUUUUUUCUUUCGUUGUUCUUCUCCUCGUCUCGUCUUUAGGGAAUUAGACGACCGAAAUGGAGCUCUUCAGCCAUAACUAUUGCUUGCCAUAUCAUGAUAAUGUAAUCUUAAGUCUUUGGCAGCUAAGCUAGUUAGGUGGCUUGGUAAUAUUUUCUGAAGAUCAAGAAUUAAUAAGGACCAUAUAUGUGGGAGCUUGUUUGAUCUGGAUCUGAUUCUGAAGACCAUUUUUAAGGUAGGAAUUUAAUGCAGUUACCAGUACAAUGCACAUGGCAGUAGUGUGUUCCUACUAUUCUUCCUUCCUCAUCUGGGUUUCAUGUAUAAUUAUUGCUCAGCCUUGUGUAAAACUUUUCAGCUUAAUUUAGAAAAAAUUACAAAAAAAAAAAAAAAAAAAAAAGUAAUAUUGGGUUGCCUUUCUUUUCACUUUUAUAAA